Messenger RNA from Megalops cyprinoides (Indo-Pacific tarpon), 2830 nucleotides. RefSeq names its product lysine acetyltransferase 14 (gene kat14). Lineage: Eukaryota; Metazoa; Chordata; Actinopteri; Elopiformes; Megalopidae. The transcript has 10 exons. The record is from RefSeq and is a predicted model, not a curated record. Gene Ontology annotation, molecular function: acyltransferase activity, transferring groups other than amino-acyl groups. The coding region runs from base 16 to 2364 and encodes 782 amino acids.
GGGACCCCAGAAGGAAUGGACAGCAGUGGGGACCUGAGGGGCCUCUCCAGCCAGCGGGACGAUGAGGCCACGUGCACCUCUGCCUCGGAGGGGCUGGAGGAAGGGGAGGUGGAGGGGGAGACCCUGCUGAUCGUUGAGUCGGAGGACCAGGCCUCUGUGGACCUCUCCCACGACCAGAGCGGCGACUCACUCAACAGUGACAUCGGGGAGGAGGCAGACACCAGCUGGAACGAGGACAUGUCCUUCUACUGUGACAAGUGUCAUAAGUGGAUCCCCACCGCCCAGUUACGAGGAGAGCAGCCCAGUUACCUGAAAGGAGACAACUUCUUCAAAUUUACCUGCUAUGAUUGUUCAGAGGAUGGCAAAGAGACAUUUGAGAGAAUGAGACUCACCUGGCAACAGGUGGUGAUGCUGGCCAUGUAUAAUCUGUCUCUUGAGGGCACAGGGCGACAAGGCUAUUUUCGCUGGAAAGAGGACAUCUGUGCCUUCAUUGGGAGGCACUGGACAUUCCUGCUGGGAUCCAGGAAGAAAACAACCACAUGGUGGAGCACAGUGGCUGGGUGUCUGUCAGUCGGGAGCCCCACGUUCUUCCGUUCCGGAGCUCAGGAGUUCGGGGAACCGGGCUGGUGGAAGCUGGUGCAGAACCGCCCACCCACUCUGCGGCCGGAGGGAGACAAGACAUCUGUUGCAUCACUGAAGGCCAAAGUCCCAUCAAAGCCCCCGCUCGACCCCAUCAUCACAGUGGAGGGGCUGCGAAAACGGGCGGGGCGGAACCCUGUGGAGAGCGCCAUGCAGCUGAAGGAGAAGCGUUCACGCACUCAGGAGGCCAAGGACAUCCGGCGGGCGCAGAAGGAGGCGGCGGGCUUUCUGGACCGGAGCGCCUCCUCCACCCCGGUGAAGUUCAGCAGCCGUGGCCGCCGGCCAGACCUGGUGCUGGAGAAGGGGGAGGUCAUCGACUUCUCGUCCCUCAGCUCGUCCGACCGCACUCCCCUCACCAGCCCUUCGCCGUCACCCUCCCCCGACUUCUCUGCGCCUGGAACCCCUGCCUCUCACUCCGCCACGCCCAGCUUGUUGUCAGAGGCAGACCUCAUCCCAGACGUAAUGCCACCACAGGCUCUGUUCCAUGAUGAUGAGGAGCUAGAUGGUGAGGGGGUCAUAGACCCUGGCAUUGAGUACAUCCCCCCUCCCAGCAUGCCCCUGGCCACCGGCGCUCUGAUCAUGCGCAAGAAGCACAUCAAGCAGGAGGUGGAGAGUGAGGGGGAGGAGCAGGGUGGUGGGGAAGAGGGGGAGACACCCCGGGGCCUGGAGGAAGGCUCGUCCACUGCCGGCCGGGGCCGGGGCGACAGGAAGAAGGCUCCACAGGAUAAAGGGGAGAGUCUGGUGGCCCUGGCCACUCCCCGCUACACCCCCCUUAGCCUGUACGAGGAGCGGCUCCUGCUUCGUCGGCUGGAAGCCUGCCCCCAGGCGCUGGCCAUCACGCCCCAGGCCAAGCGGCUGCACAGGAAGUUGCUUGUGCGGCAGGCUAAGCGUGAGAGAGGGCUCCCCCUGCUGGACCUGGACCAGGCCAUCAGCGCCGCUCUCACCUUAGUAGGGGGCGUGUAUGGAGCCCAGGAGGGGGGUGUGAACCGGCAGGGCAUUGGGACGUACCGCACCACCAGCCAGGACCUCCGAAUCCUCGACCGCUUCCAGACCACCGUGUCCAACAGGAAAGGCUACCAACAGCCAACCAUGUCCUUCUGGCACAGGCUGAUGGGCUCAGAUGCUACCAUUGACCAGGGAAUUAGGAGCCCCUACACAUCUCGCAUCCUUAAGCCCUUCAUAAGGAGGGACUAUGAGAGCCGACCCCUGAAGCUUAAUCUGCUGGCGGAGAUCCGUGCCCACCCCCACAAGAAUGACCCCAACUGGGUCGCAGAGCCCGACGCACCCAUUGAUUACUGUUACGUUCGCCCAAACCACAUCCCCUCGGUCAACUCCAUGUGCCAUGAGAUCUUCUGGCCAGGCAUAGACCUGUCAGAGUGUCUGCAGUAUCCAGACUUCAGCGUAGUGGUCCUGUACAAGAAAGUGGUCAUAGGCUUUGGGUUCAUGGUGCCCGAUGUGAAGUACAAUGAGGCCUACAUCUCCUUCCUGCUGGUCCAUCCAGAGUGGAGGAGGGCAGGAAUCGCCACCUUCAUGAUCUACCAUCUCAUCCAGACAUGCAUGGGAAAGGACGUCACCCUCCACGUCUCCGCCAGCAACCCAGCCAUGCUUCUGUACCAGAAGUUUGGCUUCAAGACAGAAGAGUACGUUCUGGACUUCUAUGACAAGUACUACCCUGUGGACAGCAAGGAGUGUCGGCACGCCUUCUUCCUGCGCCUCAGACGCUGACGGAGCAGCGGGGCUGUGCACGGGCUGGGAAAACCAGCAUUCAGUGGACAGAAGAACAGGCACAGAAUGGAUUGGCUCCUCUCAGGACUUUUGGGGGACAUACUCAAUAGACUUGCAAAAGAAGGCCACAAGAGACACUGAUUUAAAGUCUGUAUUGAAUAUGUUGUUAGAUUGAAUGUUCUGUGUAGUAUACAGUAUGUGAGGUUACCAUAUGCAGGUGGGAUCAAACGGAAAGCAACCAUGUUUUGUUUUGAUGUACGGUUUGACAUUAUAAGCAAAGGGACUGAUUGUUUGUCACAGUUAAGUCAGACAAAACUCUUGUUCCCAGCAACAUGUUGGAACAUACACCUAAAGUUUCGACUAGAUUUAGCUCACACCAGAAUCUGUUUUUGUAAUCUGAAUGACUGUUAAAUCCAUUAUUAUUUUGUAAAUACUCAAGUUUCUGUACGUGGAAUCCUGUAACCCA